ACUAGGCCUCCAUUUUCGUUGGGGAUGAAACGUCGCGAAGCACUAGAUCCCCGGACACCAUGAAUCCCAGUUGCAGCGCACCAAGUACUCAGUCGAAGCACAGUUGAAGCUCAAGCUCUCUACGCAUAUAUUUCUCUUUUGCGUCUUUAUCGAUCAAUGGAUUGUAUAUGCAACUAAGAGAUCUAAGAUGGCGAACUACCUUGCUCAGUUUCAAACGAUCAAGAACUCGUGCGAUCACAUCAUAAUUGCCGUUGAAGAUGUGAGUGAUUUGUGGCCUACUGUCAAGAGCGGAUUUGAGGAGCGGUUGCCCUUUAAAACGGCUUGUUUGAAUAACAAGACUCGCAAUGCUGUGUUUGUGGAAAAACUGCCCGCUGAAUUUAUUUUGACGACUGAUUCUAGACUUCGUAGUCGAUCUCCUCAGGAGCAGUCCUUAUUCUGGUUUCGAGAGCCAUAUGCAACCGUGGUUCUUGUUACAUGUGAGGAUCUUGAUGAAUUCAAAACCAUCCUUAAACCACGUCUGAAGUUGAUUGUUCAAAAUGAAGAGCGAGAAUGGUUUAUUGUAUUUGUGUCUAAAGCUCAUCCGGGCAAUGAUCAGGCUACUAAAAUGGCAAAAAAAGUAUAUGCGAAGCUUGAAGUUGAUUUUAGCUCAAAAAGAAGAGAGAGGUGCUGCAAAUUAGAUACUCAUGGCCCUGAACCAAAUUUUUGGGAAGACUUGGAGUCCAGGAUUAUGGAGUCCGUUAGAAAUACAUUAGAUAGGCGGAUACAGUUUUAUGAGGAUGAGAUACGCAAGCUCAGUGAGCAACGCUUCAUGCCAAUUUGGAACUUCUGUAAUUUUUUCUUUUUGAAGGAAAGUUUGGCUUUUAUGUUUGAGAUGGCAAAUCUUCACGAAGAUGCAUUAAGGGAAUAUGAUGAGCUAGAACUCUGCUAUCUGGAAACAGCUAAUAUGCCUGGGAACCGGAGGGACUUUGGAGGUGUAGACCGUGGUGAUGAUCAGGCAACACUGCUUAAUCCUGGAAACAAACCGUUGACACAGAUUGUUCAAGAUGAUUCAUUUAGAGAAUUCGAAUUCAGACAGUACCUCUUUGCCUGUCAAUCAAAGCUUCUAUUCAAGCUGAAUCGUCCCUUUGAGGUUGCAUCGAGGGGUUAUUCAUUUAUAAUUAGCUUCUCCAAGGUCCUCGCAAUACAUGAGAAUAUGCUACCUUUUUGUAUGCGAGAAAUUUGGGUUAUAACGGCUUGCUUGGAUUUGGUCAAAGCGACAACUUCUCAUUAUAAUGAUGGACUUGUAGCACCUGAUAUAGAAAAGGAGUUUUACCGCCUUCAGGGUGAUCUCUAUUCACUAUGUAGGGUUAAGUUCAUGAGGCUUGCCUAUUUAAUCGGUUAUGGAACUCAUAUGGAAAGAAGUCCCGUCAACAGUGCUUCACUUAGCAUGCUACCUUGGCCAAAGCCAGCAUCCUGGCCUACAGUUCCACCUGAUGCUUCAUCUGAGGUGCUUGAAAAAGAGAAGACAAUUCUUCAAGCUACUCCUAGAGCAAAGCACUUUGGUAUUCAGAGAAAACCGUUGCCUCUUGAACCUUCUGUCCUUUUACGUGAGGCUAAUAGGCGAAGGGCCUCCCUUUCUGCUGGAAAUAUGUUUGAAAUAUUUGAUGGAUCAGAUGCAAUGUCAAGGAUGUCACCUCAUAAAACAAGUACAGUUACGAUGUCAAGAACCAACUCUUCACCAGGAAAUUUUGAGAGCUCAAUUGAUCGGCCUAUGAGACUUGCGGAGAUUUAUGUUGCUGCCGAGCAUGCUUUGCAGCACACAAUUUCUGAUGCUGAUUUGUGGAAAUGUUUGUCAUCUGUGAAUGAGUUUGAGAAAAAAUUUCUGGAGCUAAGUAAAGGUGCUGCUGACAAUUACCACCGUUCUUGGUGGAAAAGACAUGGAGUGGUUCUGGAUGGUGAAAUAGCGGCUGUGUCAUUUCAGCAUGGAAACUUUGAUCUAGCUGCAAAGUCCUAUGAGAAAGUUUGUGCCCUCUAUGCUGGCGAAGGAUGGCAAGAUUUAUUAGCUGAUGUCCUGCCUAACUUAGCUGAGUGUCAGAAGAUACUUAACGAUCAAGCUGGCUACUUAUCAUCAUGUGUGAGAUUGCUUUCUUUGGACAAAGGCUUAUUCUUGAUGAAGGAGCGCCAAGCCUUUCAGGCAGAGGUUGUCCGUCUUGCUCAUAGUGAAAUGGAAAACCCCGUUCCAUUAGAUGUUUCAUCAUUAAUUACCUUUUCUGGCAAUCCCGGACCUCCACUAGAGUUAUGUGAUGGGGAUCCUGGUAAACUCUCUGUAACACUUUGGAGUGGCUUUCCGGAUGAGAUAACUCUUGAUUCUCUCAGUCUUACUUUGAUGGCCACAUUUAAUGCUGAUGAAGGUGCCAAGGCCCUAAAGAGCUCUGCUUCUAUUGCACUGAAGCCUGGCAGGAAUUCCAUUACUCUUGCUUUACCCCCACAGCAACCAGGUUCUUAUGUGCUGGGGGUUCUUACUGGGCAGAUUGGUCAACUAAGAUUUAGAUCUCAUAGUUUCUCCAAAGGUGGCCCAGCAGACACUGAUGAUUUUAUGAGUUUUGAAAAGCCAACCAAGCCUAUCUUGAAGGUAUUCAAACCAAGAGCGCUGGUUGACCUUUCAGCAGCUGUUUCAUCUGCUUUGUUAAUAAAUGAAUUUCAAUGGGUUGGGAUCAUAGUAAGACCUAUCAAUUACUCCCUCAAAGGAGCUGUAUUGCAUAUUGAUACUGGUCCGGGUCUGAAGAUUGAGGAGUCACGUGUCAUUGAGAUGGAGAACUAUGCCAAUGUGGCAGCAGAGACUGCUCUAGAUAUGGCAAGAACUGAUGGUUCUCCGAAAGAUAGUCCCGUGGAAAACUUUGAGCAAUUGAGUUCGCAAGAUGGUAGCAUAGAGUUUCCAGAUUGGGCAAAUGAUGCAACUUCUAUUCUUUGGAUACCAAUUUGUGCUAUCACGGAUGAACUUUCAAGAGGAUCAUAUUCAGUAACCCCACAGAGACAGAGCAUUGUGGAUGGCAUGAGGACAAUAGCUCUGAAACUUGAAUUUGGAGCGUCUCACAAUCAGAUAUUUGAGAGGACAAUAGCAGUGCAUUUCUCUGACCCUUUCCAUGUGAGCACUCGCGUGGCAGAUAAAUGCAAUGAUGGUACUUUACUUCUUCAGGUUAUACUGCAGUCCCAAGUGAAGGCCGAAUUGACAAUCUAUGAUGCUUGGCUUGAUCUACAAGAUGGAUUUAUUCAUGGUGGACCAGGUGACGGAAGACCAACUAUUGGCUUCUUCCGUCUUGUGAUCUCUCCAAUCUCUAGAGCAGCAAUUUUGUUUAGUAUUUGCUUAUCAAAGACAAUUAGUAAAGAUGAAGCCAAGGAAUUGCGGCCAGAAAGUAUAUUAAACAUCAAAUACGGAAUAUCUGGUGAUAGAACUGUGGGAGCACACCAGCCCGUGGCUGUGGAAUCCACACAACAUGAGGGUGCCAGGCAGGAUUUGAUCUUCAAGAGCGCUCUUGUAUUGCAGAGGCCCGUGCUUGACCCAUUCCUGGCUGUUGGAUUUCUUCCUCUUUCUUCUAAUGGCCUUAGAGUUGGGCAACUUGUUACCAUGAUGUGGAGGAUUGAAAGGUUGAAGCAGUUUGAGGAGAAUGAAGAUCAUCAACACAAUGAUGAGGUGCUUUAUGAAAUCAAUGCCAAUUUUGAAAAUUGGAUGAUUGCUGGGAGGAAGAGAGGGCAUGUUUCUCUAUCCACAAAGCAAGGUUCAAGGAUUGUUAUAUCUAUAUUAUGUGUGCCGCUGAUGGCGGGCUAUGUUCGUCCUCCGCAACUUGGGCUGCCAAAUGUUGAUGAGGCGAAUAUAAGUUGCAAUCCUCCUGGGCCUCAUCUGGUGUGUGUCUUGCCUCCUCCUCUCAGCUCCUCCUUCUGCAUCCCGGCAUGACCUUCCUCAUCCUGCUUUCCGGUUGUUCCAGGUCGAUAAUCUUCCACUCAACGGCAAGUUUUUCCCUGUCCAUCAAAUUACAGUUAGAGGGAUCAUAUGUAGGUAUCCAAUUAUAAUUCCUCUCAAAACUUGUAAAUCUAUUAACUGUUGAAACAAUGAAAAUGCUGAAUGAUUAGUUGCUCUAGCGGAUUUGAUUCAGGGAUAGUUGAGCUCUUUACGUGUUUGUAACUUCGUCUCGUAUGCAACCGAACUUCAUUGUCAGAAAUCAAAGUCAAUAGUUUUGUGUGGAUGCCA
Messenger RNA from Tripterygium wilfordii, 4225 nucleotides. Its product is annotated as trafficking protein particle complex II-specific subunit 130 homolog. Bases 188 to 3931 code for a protein of 1247 amino acids. Gene Ontology annotation, biological process: intra-Golgi vesicle-mediated transport; early endosome to Golgi transport. Gene Ontology annotation, cellular component: TRAPPII protein complex. The record is from RefSeq and is a predicted model, not a curated record. Lineage: Eukaryota; Viridiplantae; Streptophyta; Magnoliopsida; Celastrales; Celastraceae. The transcript is spliced from 21 exons.